This is a messenger RNA of Lachancea meyersii CBS 8951, 705 nucleotides long. The record is from the annotation of a GenBank genome assembly. NCBI's taxonomy places the organism in Eukaryota, Fungi, Ascomycota, Saccharomycetes, Saccharomycetales, Saccharomycetaceae.
AUGUUUGCGGCUAUAGCCUCGGGAAACCCUCUUCAACUUUCGGCAGAAGUGCCUAACUCGAAUAGCUUACAACACACCAUUGUGCUGUCUUCAACGAAACCCAAAUCUUACUCGCACAUCUCGGUCUUCAUUUUGCCCAAUGUGACGUUUCCUCCAGAGUUCGCCGGUACAGUUUACUUCAAAUUGAGCCCGGCUGAAGAAUUCAAGUUUUUUGGCUAUUUGAGCGCAGAAAAGCCAAGUGCCAUUUUCAAGGUCAGACUUCCCAACUUGAAUGUGUCUGCCCCUGGAGAGCCCGGAGACGGACUUGGAGAGAUUGACAUGGAAGACGAGAUCCCCGGGGAGGAGCCCACACCAGGAAAUGUCUCUGAGAUCAUAAUAGGGAUAUCAAUCGAGUCCAAAGACCAGGCCUUUGCAAAGGUGCAAGAACUAAAGUUGCAACAAGCGGCACCAAACAGCUCGAACUCGCUGGUUGUAGCACGCACGAACUCCUCAGCAAUUGCAAAUCCAGGGCAAUUGGCCAGAAUGUAUCCCGUGGUGACUCAACAGCUCGCGGCCAGGAUUGUCAAGCACGCUCACAACUAUCUAACAGGGUUUUUGGACUCACAGGGCAACGUGCCGAUCAAGUGCUUCGACAAUUGGUGGAAUAAGUUCAAAACGCGGUUGCAAAUGGACGCGCAAUUUCUGAACGAGGUGACUGAAGAAUAG